UAUAAACAGUACCAUGGAUAGAAACAGUGAAUUUAGCAACACUUAAAAUCAAAUCAGUUUUAUAAAACAAACCAAAGUUGUUACAAUGGCAACGGAGCAAACCUUGGAGCAACCUACCGAACCGUUACCCCAAGGUCAUCAUCUUACGGUUGUGAAAGAGGAACCUGUGGAUGGGUUGGAAACUAGAACGGAAAGCUCGUCUUUCUGCUUCGAAACGGUGACCAAGGAGGAGGUUAUUCUAGAGGAUCAACCAGAAUCUGUGAGCGGGCCUGCAACGGCAAUUUCUUCUAAGGAGCACCCCUUCCAAUGCACAGAGUGCAAUCGAACGUUUGCCAAUGUAUGGAAUCUUAAUCGAUGCGUUAAGAGGCACAAUGCUUUGCGACUGGGACUUUACAAAUGUAAAGUUUGCGGAAAGUGCUCUAGUGAUAGGCAUACGCACGUGAGGCACUUGGCCGUCCACAGGAAGGGGUCAAAUGCUGAAGAUGUUUCGGACUCGGAACCAGCCGGAGAGGUUAAGUCAGAAGAAUCUGGUGUGUCAAUCGACGAAAAUGGCCUUUUUAAAUGUCUUGAAUGCGAUCGAACGUACAAGCAGCGUAAUAUGGCGGUCAAAUGUACAAAACGACACUUGGCAAGACGGCUGGGACUUUUCAAGUGUAAAUUUUGUGACCUGCGCGCCGGAACUCUUUCUGACCUUCGAAGACAUGAGGCAAGGCACAAACCAAACACGGAACUGUUGCAAGCUGUCGAGCCAGCGAUUCCAGAACCGAAGAAGGACCUUCCGGAGGAAGAUCAACAACAUGCUAGCGAACAAUCAACGGAAAUCUUUAAAUGUACCGAGUGCAGUAAAACAUACAAUACCAGAAAUAACCUCAACCGAUGCAUGAAAAGGCACAUUGCAAUCAAAAAAGAACUUUACAAGUGUGAGGUCUGUGAGAAGGUUUCCAGUUCUAAGGAAGUACAUACAAGACAUGUGAACAGCCACAAACAAGAAACAAAUCAACACACACAGCUCGAAAAUGGCCUCUUCAAAUGUUCCGAAUGCGAUCGCACGUUCAAGUCAAAGUACUCGGUCAAUAAAUGUAUGAGAAAGCAUGUGGCAAGACGGCUUAAACUUUAUCAGUGCAAAACUUGUAACCGGGUCUCAGGAACUCUUCAUGACCUCAAAGAACACGAACUUAACCACAAGAAGAGAGCGGAAUUACACCUACAGUCUGUCAAAGCAGCGAUUCAAGAGCAGGAUAAGCCACUUCCUGACGCGGCGGUGAAGGAGAAACCUUCGAAGGUGAUGGACGGCUCGUCCGAAGCGGUUACGAAGAAGGCUCUUAGCAGACAUUCAAUGGAAGUGACCAAAGAACGCCCCUUCCAAUGUUCCGAGUGCAACAAGACGUUUAAGCAAUCUGCAUUGGCUCUUAGAUGUGAAAGAGGUCACAAUAAUAUUAAACUUGGACGCUACAAGUGUGAAACAUGUGGAAAGUGUUGUUGUAGCAAGUAUGUUCUUAAAAAGCAUGAGGAGAUCCAUAAAAAGGAGGAUUAUAAAUCAGAAGAAGAUGAUACCCUUUUCAAGUGCUCCGAGUGUCCGCGCCGGUUCAGAGAGCAGUUCCUAGCCCGAAGAUGUGCGAGGCGACACUCGGCAAAGCGGUUGGGAUUGUACGAGUGCCAAAUUUGUAAACUGCGACUGGGAAAUUCGACCGAACUUAGAAUACAUGAACUCGUACACAAGAGAACUGAGCAGGAUAAAACGUUUGCGUGCGAUGUUUGCGACGCGCGCUUUGUAUACAGGGCAAGCAUUACAAAACACAAGCGAAGGCACCACAGCGGAGAGCUUCGAUUUACAUGUCACAAAUGUAAUGUGAAAUUCCCAACGCGGGCAGAGCUUCUAACGCACAUCACAAGACACGACUGGGACGAAACGAAGCAUAAAUAUUCCGCAAAGCUGGUUAAGGCAGACGACGGCACUUAUUUGUGCACCAUCUGUAAUAAGAAGUUUAUCAACCGGGCACCGGCCAAUGCUCAUGUGUUUCGGCAUAUGAACUUAAUUGAAGGGCUUUUCGUGUGUAAAACGUGUGGAUUGCGAUGUGGAGAUGCAUACGAGCACAAGAUACACAUGCAGAUUCAUAAGAAACCGGAAGAAGUACCCGAUGCUUCGGAUGGGAAACCACCGACGGAAGGAAAAGAUGAAAAUCCGUCAAAGGAGGGCGAUACAGCAGGAAAAUCUACCGCUCUCGAUUGCAAAACCUGUCGUAAGCGCCUACGCAAUAAGCAAUCCCUCGAGAGGCAUGAGAUUACCCAUCGGAUAAGAAAAAAGAACUCCACAGAUUAUGCAGCAGCACAAGCGGCAAAAAAGGGUAACACUGAGGAAGCUGGCGCCUCUUUUUGCUACGAAACGGUGACGAAGGAAGAGCUGAUAAUUGAGGAUGACGAGGAGGAAAAAAAAUCUCGAAAUUUGUUGGAAGAUAAUCACGUCAAGGAGGAUGAGGCCGGAGGAGGACAGGAGAAAGAAUCUUGUGAAUCUGUGAUGAAACAAAGUGAUCUCACCGAGGGAGCGACCCAGCAGAACGAAAACGAGAUUUCCAAGAAUGAUAAUCUUGAACAACAUUUGCAGGAGGACUCGUCUUUCCGGAUGGAAUGUGAUAUCUGCCAGAAGAGUUUUAUGACCAAGCGUAAUUUUGAAGCACAUCAAACACUUCACGAAAAGCGUCAAAUUCCACUAGAAUGCCCGAGAUGUCAAGAGGAAUUCGACGAUAAAUACAGCUUGACGAAGCACUAUGAAGCCCACGAAGACGUGGAUUCAAUAUUACGCCCUUUUAAAAUGUUUGUCUUGAUUUGAAAAUUCCAAAAAUAUUUUUUUCGAAAAGAUCGGAAAAUUUCACAAUUGUUUCAUAUAUUAACAUUGAAAAUCGGACCAUUAGUUGCUGAGAUAUUGACGAUAGAAAAUGGUGGGUUGUUUGGGUGAAACUUAGAAAACAUCAAUUUUCCUGUUUUUAAACCUUUGCAUUGCAAUAUCUCAGCAACUAAAGGUCGUAUCAACAUAGUCCGAAUAAGCAAAAUAUAGAGAAUUUUCUCAGCUUUUCAAAAAUAUUUUUUUCAAAACUGGGCAAACAUGUGCACUAAUUUAAAAAAAUGAAAAACUGCGACUAUUUUCAAAAAAGUCACUUAAAUAUGGCUAUAACUUGAAAACGGUGCACUUUAUCAAAAUUUUAGUAAAGUACUUUUUGAUUGCAAAUUUGAUUUUACAUCGAAAAAUGAAGUUGAAAAAUUUUUACGACCAAAAUUUCGAUUUUUUGAAAAAAUCAGUAUUGAUUAAAAAAUUCAUAACUCGGUCAGUGAUUUUUUGCACAACCUGGAAAUUUCUGAAAAGUUGGCAUUUUAUGUCUUCUAAAACAUAUCAAAAAAUAAAAAAAAUUAAAAAUAGUGUUUUUUUGUAAAUCAAGCUUUAGUGAUAAAAAGUUAAAUAAAAAAAUCACCAAAUUUUUUUUUACCGUGUAUUAUUUUUUCCAGUGUAGUCCGUAUCCAUACCUACAACUUUGCCGAAGACACCAAAUCGAUCAAAAAAUUCCUUCAAAAGAUACAGAUUUUUGAAUUUUCAUACAUCAUUUUUGUAUGGACAGCUGCCGAAUUUGUAUGGAAAAUUAUAUGGACAAACUAAUGAUGCAAAAUGGCUUCUUUGGGCAUACCGAAGGCACCAAAAAAGUUUCAGCCGGAUUAAAAAAUACAAAAAUUAAAAUUGAAGAAAAAAGACCGAUUUCGUAGAGAAUUGCU
Molecule: messenger RNA, 3759 nt
Organism: Culex pipiens pallens (northern house mosquito)
Lineage: Eukaryota; Metazoa; Arthropoda; Insecta; Diptera; Culicidae
Product: zinc finger protein 91-like
Exons: 14
Coding region: 86-2827 (913 amino acids)
Source: RefSeq, a predicted model, not a curated record